Eutrema salsugineum is the source of this 1206-nucleotide messenger RNA. RefSeq names its product transcription factor MYB106. The transcript is spliced from 3 exons. The record is from RefSeq and is a predicted model, not a curated record. NCBI's taxonomy places the organism in Eukaryota, Viridiplantae, Streptophyta, Magnoliopsida, Brassicales, Brassicaceae. Bases 270 to 1103 code for a protein of 277 amino acids.
CGGGACUAUAUAUAUAUACAUAGACGUCCCCAGUUUCCAAUCUAGAAAAGAGUUUUCUACUUCUAUUUUUUUCUAUGUGAGAGUGUGAGAGAGCCUCAGAUAAAUGAAAGCCUCUUAAUAAAAUCAUAUCCUAAAUAAUAAAAUAUUAACAGUAAUCAAUAAUAAUUCACUUGUUCUUAAAGAUCACCCUUGAUCGAUCAAUAAGACGACUCGAGUCGACUGGAGAACAAGUGAUACGUGGCGAGAUCUGAUUGGUUCGCCGGAGAUAAAUGGGGAGGACGACGUGGUUCGACGUCGACGGGAUGAAGAAAGGAGAGUGGACGGCGGAGGAAGACCGUAUGCUCGUCGCUUACAUCAACGAAUACGGUCUCGGCGACUGGCGUUCCCUGCCUUCGAGAGCCGGUCUGCAAAGAUGUGGAAAGAGUUGUAGAUUAAGGUGGCUUAAUUAUUUGAGACCUGGAAUCAAAAGAGGCAAAUUCACUCCUCAGGAGGAAGAAGACAUCAUCAAAUUUCACUCUCUUGUUGGAAACAGGUGGGCAGCAAUAGCAAAGCAAAUGCCGAACCGUACAGACAAUGACAUAAAGAACCAUUGGAACUCAUGUCUUAAGAAAAGACUCGCUAGAAACGGAAUCGAUCCGAUGACCCAUGAGCCGAUCGUCACAGUUGAAGCCUCCUCCUCCACCACAACGACGUCGUCUCCAACAGUACUGACCCCUUCUUCUUCUUGUUCUUCUUCCUCCGUUUCCUCCACAGGCUCCGCACGUCUACUUAACAAACUCGCUGCCGGAAUCUCCUCGAGAAAACAUGGACUCGACAUGAUCAAGACUGUGAUAUUGUCGGAACCAAGACAAGCCGUCGAAGAAAAGACGAUGAUGAUGAUAAGCAAGGACGAGGAGGAGGAGGAAGUGAUUGGUUGUUUCAUGGAGAUUGAUGAGAAUAUGAUUAGUACGACGUCGUUUAAUGAGUUACCUUGUGACGACUCUACUACUACGACUGGCUUCGUGGCUGCUUUUGAUGACUACUCAUCAGUUGAACCUUACGAUCUGUACCAAUCUGAUUUCUAUUACGAGACUGAUGAACAGCUUGACCUGUUCCUCCUUUAAAAUUUCACUCUCUAGGACAAGUUUUUUCUUGAAUUUCUUUUUCUUUUGUAUGCGUUUUUCAGUGUAAUGAAAGUAGAAAAAGAGAUUUCCGAAAGAAAAAAAA